Messenger RNA from Saccostrea echinata, 876 nucleotides. Its product is annotated as short-chain collagen C4-like. The transcript is spliced from 3 exons. The record is from RefSeq and is a predicted model, not a curated record. Lineage: Eukaryota; Metazoa; Mollusca; Bivalvia; Ostreida; Ostreidae. Bases 5 to 733 code for a protein of 242 amino acids.
GUUGAUGGAGGAGAAACGCCUUCUUCUCAGUGAUCCACAACAGAUGCAGUCUGAAAUCCACGCUUUGCAACAAGAAGUGGAACAUUUCAGAGUCUUGGCAAAGGAGUUUCAGGCCCAAAAGCAAGAAAUGGCGGAUCUAAAACAAAGAUUUGAAGUGCUGGAAUCAAGUUCCAAGAAGUCCGGUUCCAUGUAUACUAGAUGGGGAAAACACAGUUGUCCAAAAUUGAAUGGAACGGAAUUGGUGUAUGACGGGAUAGCUGGAGGUAGCUAUUAUGCGGAUAAUGGUAAUGGUGCCAAUACCUUGUGUCUACCACAUGACCCUGAAUUGCUACCGGAUCAUUUCCCACUUGCAUCUAAUCCACUUACAUCUAAUGGCUUCGGCCAUAUCUACGGCGGCGAAUAUGAAUUUAGUUUAAGAAACGUGGUAGUAGAAGAUGAUGUGCCCUGCUCUGUCUGUCAUGUCAAAAUGGCGACUUCUUCGAUGAUGAUUCCCGCCAAACGAUCGUGUCCAACUGGAUGGACCAAGCAGUAUUCUGGUCUACUGACAGCUAACUAUUAUAAAUACUCCAAACUGGAAUACCUUUGUGUUGACGAAGACCCUGAUUCCGUUGAGAGAUCUCGACAAAACGAGAACGGAAGACUCUUUUAUCCUGUGAAAACCGUUUGCGGCUCUCUACCAUGUCCACCAUAUAAAAAUUCAACUAUGGUUUCGUGUGUUGUAUGUACGAUGUGAGAAUGUGCUUGGUGUUGUGUUUAUUGUUGAUAUAAUAAUAUCAACAAUUGAGUCAUAAUUCAUAGUAAAAUUAAUCGGUGUCAUAUAUGUUGUGUGAAAAAAAACUAUAUAGCUCACUGUAAUCUGGUAAUUCAUAAAAUUAA